GAGCUGCCGAUGAUGGGCGAGAACGUGAAGGUGGUAGUGCGGUGCCGGCCGAUGAACAAGCGGGAACAGCAAUCAAACUGCAAGAGCGUUAUACAAAUCGACAACACAUUGGUAAAUCUAGACAAUCCGAACGAUCCGAACGCGUCGCAGAAAUCGUUCCAGUUCGACAAUGCGUACGGUUAUGCGGCAACGACGGAGAACAUUUACAGCGACAUUUGCUACUCGCUGGUGGAGAGCGUCCUGGAAGGAUACAAUGCCACGAUAUUUGCCUACGGUCAGACGGGUUGCGGCAAAUCGCACACGAUGCAAGGGACGACCUACAACCUGUCCGCGGCCGAUCCGAACAAUGCGAACAACAUCGGCAUCAUACCGCGCUCGUUCGAGCACAUCUUCGAAGCGAUCUCGCUGGCCAGCGAGGUACGCUAUCUGGUGCUGGUUAGCUAUCUGGAGAUUUACAACGAAACGAUACGGGACCUGCUGCAGCCGCAGUCGCCCGCCGCAACGGCCAGCACCUUACAGAUCAAGGAAGUGCCUGGGGAGGGCGUGAUGGUGCAGAACCUUUCCCUGCACACCGUGCACGGGAUGAAGGAGUGCAUCGAGCUGCUGGAGGCCGGUGCAAAGAAUCGGAUGGUCGGUGCAACGCUCAUGAACAUCGAAAGCUCCCGUUCGCACUCCAUCUUCAGCAUCAGCCUGGAGCAGAUGUCGACCAGCGUGGAAGCGGACAGCGGGGUAGCGAUCAAGCGCGGCAAGCUGAAUUUGGUCGAUCUGGCGGGAUCGGAACGGCAGAGCAAAACCGGCGCUACGGGCGACCGGUUGAAGGAGGCGACAAAGAUCAAUCUUUCACUGUCCGCGCUCGGCAACGUCAUAUCGGCACUGGUCGAUGGCAAAACGAGACACAUUCCGUACCGGGACUCGAAGCUUACGCGGCUGCUGCAGGACUCGCUCGGGGGCAACACGAAAACGCUGAUGAUAGCGUGCAUCUCACCGGCCGAUUACAACUACGACGAAACGCUGUCCACGUUGCGGUACGCUAGCAGGGCGAAAAACAUUGCCAACAAGCCGCGCGUGAACGAGGAUCCGAAGGAUACGAUGCUGCGCGAGUACCAGCAGGAGAUUAUGCGUCUCAAGGAGUUGCUAAAGGGCGAGGGAAGUACCCCACCGGCCGCGGUGAAUGGGCACUACGACGCGAACGGGUUGGAUGCGGAAAAGCAAGCACUCAGAUCGCAGUACGAUCAGGAGGUGACGCAUCUGCGCCGCGAGUACGAGCAGCAAAGGAUCGCCAAACAGGAGCUGGUGAAGGAUAUCGAGAAGAUAAAGGCGUACUACGAGCAGCAAAUGCAGCUGCUCACCUCGAGCCGGCAGCUAGCAGCGGACGCCGAGCAGCUGCGGCAAAGUACGCCGGCCGUGGCCCUAGCCGGGCGGGAUCGUAAGGAAAUCUACGAUCGCAUCAAGCAAAUCAAGGACGCACUGAUCGGAGGCGAGCGAGCGAACGACAUACAGCUGAAGGAGAAGCGGUACCGCAACAAGCUGGCGUCCGAGAAGCGGAUCAACGCGCUGGCCCAGGCCCUCGGACGGAUCGAGCAGUCGGCAGAUCGCGACCUACUUCAGGGCCACUACUCCGACAUACAGCAGGAGCUUAAGGUGCGCUACGAGCAGAUACGGGCCCUGCGCAGGCGCACCAAACUGCUGGAGCAGGAGGUGUCCGACAUUCAGGGCGAGUUUCAGCGCGAACGGGACGACUAUCUGGCCACGAUACGGCUGCUCGAGAAGAAGGUCCUGUUUUACGAGACCGUCUUUCAAAAGGCAAUGCCCGUGCUGCGCAAGGAUGGCCGAUACUGGAAUCUGGAGUGUUUGGAGCGCGAAUCGGAGUGGAACGAUGAUUUGCGCAAGUGGCGGUUGCCGGAUGAUACGCUGCUAAGGUUGCGCUUACCGCCGGCAGAAACGCCACCGCUAGCACCUUCACCACCACCGUCGGAUGUUUCAUCGCCCGGGAAGUUGAAUGGGCGCGAAAGCCAAACGUCCCUGACCGCACCGGGUCGGUUGGAGCGCAGCUCCACCAUGUUUCUUGCCAAAUUGCCCGAAUUCCAGCAGCACGACCGGAAGCCGCCAGACGAGCAGCAGCAGCGCAAAGGUGAUUUCCUCAGCAAAAGCACCAACAGCAACCCCUUUCCGAAGAUUGAGGACGUUGCGAUGACCUACUUUCGGCCGCGGCGGGCCGCCGAGCUGGUGUACAAAAGUGGGUGGCGAUCUUUGCAAAAAUGAUGACGAUGAGGGUGGGUGAUCGUUGUGUUGCGCGCUAUUACGCUUUCGUGUUUUGGAGAACAUGUGGAGAGAUUUUGAGAGAGAAUGUUAUUUGAUCAAUAUUUU
This is a messenger RNA of Anopheles merus, 2367 nucleotides long. RefSeq names its product kinesin-like protein KIF17 (gene Kif3C). The record is from RefSeq and is a predicted model, not a curated record. The transcript is spliced from 3 exons. Gene Ontology annotation, molecular function: microtubule motor activity; microtubule binding; ATP binding. Bases 10 to 2262 code for a protein of 750 amino acids. Lineage: Eukaryota; Metazoa; Arthropoda; Insecta; Diptera; Culicidae. Gene Ontology annotation, biological process: microtubule-based movement.